GUGGCUUCUUGCAGGGAGCCAAUCCACAAGGGUCUCUCCUCCGGGGGGAGGGCGUCGCAAAAGCAUCGGACGUGACGCGCGCAUCCAGAGAGGUGCGCUGUUGGGAGGACGCGUUGCUCCCUUAGCCCCCCCCUUGCGUUAGGAUCGCACGCUGGAGGCUGCGCCCUCGCUUCUAGGCGCCUCUCCACUUGGGGGCCCCGGCAGCAGCUCCUCCCUCUUGGAGAGCCCCACCACCCCUCGUGCGCUCGGGAGAAGCCAUCCGCCGCCGCCGCCUCGCGUGGCUCAGGAUCGCCUUGCGCGGGCGGAGGAGGGGGGAGCCUGGAAGGCCUGGAGGGGGGGAGACGCCCCCGGAGAGGAGGACAGCCGAGGUCCACCUUUUGGGGCUGGCCGCGGCGCGCCAAGAAGGAGACCACGAUGCCCGAGGUGAAAGACCUGGCCGAUGCUUUGCCGGAGGUGGCCAUGGACCCCAUCACUGGAGUCGGGGUGGUUGCCUCUCGGAACAGAGCCCCGACGAAUUACGACGUGGUUGCACAAACAGCUGACGGCUUGGAUGCUGACCUCUGGAAAGAUGGGCUGUUCAAAUCCAAGGUCACCCGGUAUUUGUGUUUCACGCGGACCUUCUCCAAGGAGAACAGUCAUCUGGGCAACGUUCUAGUUGACAUGAAGCUCAUUGACAUUAAGGACACGUUACCCGUCGGCUUUAUUCCCAUCCAAGAGACCAUGGAUACACAAGAAACGGCUUUCCGGAAGAAGCGGCUGUGCAUUAAAUUCAUCCCACGGGAUUCCACGGAGGCGGCCAUUUGUGACAUCCGGAUCCUUGGCCGAGGCAAACAGGGCCCUCCCCAGUAUACUUUCAUAGGGGAGUUGAACAGCAUGGGCAUCUGGUACCGAAUGGGCAAGGUGCCUCGAAACCACGAAUCAUCUCAACCCACCACUCCUUCGCCACAGGCUCCAGCGACAACGCCGGCCGCCAACCUUCCUAGGCAUAUAUCUCUGACACUUCCUGCCAGUUUUCGAGGGAAGGGGCAGGGCACGCGGCCGGACUUUGAGUAUCAGCACUCCAAUUUAUACGCCAUAUCAGCCAUGGAAGGUGUGCCUUUUAUGAUCUCCGAGAAGUUCGCCUGUGCUUCUGAAGGGAUGCAGCCGGUGGACCUCCUGGGCAUCACGAUUAAAUCCUUGGCAGAAAUUGAAAAAGAGUAUGAUUACAGCUUCAGGACAGAACAGAGCGCCGCGGCCAGGCUGCCCCCAAGCCCCAGCCGAUGCCAGCAGCUCCCACCGUCCUGAGAGCCCGUCAGCGCCUUGGAGAUGAAGCACAUAUACUACUGAGAGGGGAAACCGAUUCUCCUCCUUAUCCUUGACACGUAACCUUCUCCCCCGACGUCCCGGACUCUCUCCUCCCGAAAGCAGUAUUACUGGAAACUUGGAUAGCAAAGAGAUCUGUUUGUUUCUCUUUGGCUGAUGAUUUUCAUCACUCUUUUUUUACAAUGUAACUGCAGAUCUCAUUCUCUUCUCUUUUUUUAAAAAAUGUACCUGUUGUUCUUUUGAAGACAUUGAUCAGACCGCGUUUACCCCUUUUCAGCAAGUUCUCAGACUCACCGAUCUUCUCUCCAUGUUGUAAUUAUUUUAUUGCCCACCUCGUAACUGAAUCAACAUAGAGCUAAGCGUAUGGACUGUCCAGUUCCUUCUUUUUCAUUGUCUCCCCUGUUCAUGGGGCUGCCGAGAAGUCUUGAAAAUCAAGAGGGGGACCUCUUCUUCAAGACCUCCGGCACUAUCACGGACGUCGCUGAUACCAGGUCCUUGACUUCAGUGGCAGCUCCCAUCCCGCCAGCAGUGUGACUUGUUUGAGGAACGAGAUGAACACCUUCCUGUGCCCGGUUUUCGACUCCUGUGGAUAAAAUUGGUUUCUGAAACAGCAACAUUACCUUUUGUCGUAAACUUAUAUCUGUCUCUCUAAACAAUUUGGAGUUCGGUCCGUGUUUAAAACUCGUGUAUUCAAAUUAGCCAUGGGCCAUAACCUGUGAUGGUUUCAUUCCGCAGUGGCUCUUGGAGGAAAAGUAAGA
Pogona vitticeps (central bearded dragon) is the source of this 2060-nucleotide messenger RNA. RefSeq names its product multivesicular body subunit 12B (gene MVB12B). Gene Ontology annotation, biological process: virus maturation; viral budding; regulation of epidermal growth factor receptor signaling pathway. Gene Ontology annotation, cellular component: late endosome; ESCRT I complex. The record is from RefSeq and is a predicted model, not a curated record. Lineage: Eukaryota; Metazoa; Chordata; Lepidosauria; Squamata; Agamidae.